This is a messenger RNA of Aedes albopictus (Asian tiger mosquito), 2117 nucleotides long. It is a transcript of the gene Ing3, whose product is annotated as inhibitor of growth protein 3. Gene Ontology annotation, biological process: regulation of DNA-templated transcription. NCBI's taxonomy places the organism in Eukaryota, Metazoa, Arthropoda, Insecta, Diptera, Culicidae. The coding region runs from base 239 to 1846 and encodes 535 amino acids. The record is from RefSeq and is a predicted model, not a curated record. Gene Ontology annotation, cellular component: NuA4 histone acetyltransferase complex. The transcript is spliced from 5 exons.
GUUUAAAGUGAGCAUGUAUAACAGUUGAGACACACACCUCAUACAUCAAAGUGUUGCAGAGCGCGUUCGCACAAAACCUAUACGCUUCGAAACGUCAAAAAGAAGAAAACUGGAAGCAACCAAAACAACACCCAAGCCGAGUUCAAUUUCGGUGAAAUAUAAUUCGUGUUUUCUGUGAUAAAUCUGCUGCUAACUCACCUGAAUCCUGUGUCGGAACGUUCGCUAGCACUGCCGCGAGAUGCUGUACUUGGAGGAUUAUCUCGAGAUGAUUGAGCAUUUGCCUCAGGAACUUCGGGAUCGGUUUACAGAAAUGCGUGAAAUGGAUCUGUCUGUGCAGAAUAACAUUGAUUCGCUGGACAAACGAGCGCGAACUCUGUUUCAGCAGUGCCGCCGAGGCGAACUGGUCGGUAGCAUGGCCGACGGGGAGUUCGACUCGAUCCGUAAGGACUACUACCGUGUUCUGGAAGACUCGGACGAAAAGGUUCAGUUGGCCGGUCAAAUGUACGAUCUGGUCGAUCGCUAUCUCCGGCGGUUGGAUAGCGAACUGUAUAAAUUCAAAUGUGAAUUAGAAGCGGAUCACAACGGAAUCACCGAGAUUUUGGAGAAGCGUUCGCUAGAGUUGGAUUCUUCCACCAGCAACGGUGGGUUGAAUCAGAAAGAGAACCGGUACUUUGACACGUUGACCGGAAUAUCCGGUGCGCUUUCGAGCUCGACGGCGGCUCGAGUCGAAAGUCGUUACAGCAUCAAACCGGAGAAGCGCCGAGAUAGGGACAGCAGCAUGGUGGGCCUGUCGUCGUUGGGAGGUCCCCCGCCAGAGAAGCGGCAGGCGGUGGCCACCGCCAGUGGUGGAAUCGCAAGUAGCCCAGUGGUGCGCCCGACCACACCGAAUGUGGCCGCAACGGAAACAUACCACAAGCUCCCUCCAUCCAGUUCCGUGACUCCUCGGGCCACUUCCUCGGUGGCCUACAAUCUGCAGCAGUUUGGAGCGGGUAAUGCCAUAGCGGCCGCGGCCAGCCAGGCCAUCGCUCAGACACAGCAGAUGCAACAGGGCAGGAGGACGGCCAGCUUGAAGGCAUCGUACGAAGCGAUUCACGGAGCUGGCGGAACCGGUACCGGUCCGCACGAUUUACUGAUCAACAGGGAGUUGGCUGGGGCAACGCACAAUGCGCUGCAAGCGGUGGAACGUGAAACCAACAAUGCGUUCUCCAAUCAACAGCAGCGGAGGCAACACAAGAAGAAACUCACGGCAAAUACGUCAGCGGCAGCCACACUGUUACAAGCACACCAGAAGCAGCAACAGCAGCACUCGGCGGCCCUCAGUCCUAAUCUGUCCUCCUCGUCUCUAGAUCUUUUAGAGCCCUCGCUUCCGGGAGUGCUGUCCGGUGUGGGAGCGGGCUCCCUCGGUGGUGGUGGCCCCGGCGGUAUAUCGUCCGCUUCAUCCAGCAGUGGACCAUCAUCAUCCGGUGGCAUCGGCAUUGGAGGUGCUGCUGGUGGUAGUGGUAUCGGUGGUCUAGGUGCAGGCAUCGCAGGCAGCAGUUCCGGAGGAUCGGCCCAUACGGCUCACCUGCCGGGUGGACCCCCGAUGGGACCAAGCGUGGUGCUGAACGAGAAUGGCAUGGUGGUGGAGCAGACGCCGGAGGGCGAAUGGACCUACGAUCCGAAUGAACCGCGGUAUUGCAUCUGUAAUCAGGUCUCGUACGGCGAUAUGGUGGCAUGCGAUAAUGAGGAUUGUCCCUUCGAGUGGUUCCACUAUCCGUGUGUGAACAUCACGUCGACGCCCAAGGGCAAAUGGUACUGUCCGCAGUGUAGCAGCUCGAUGAAGCGGCGGGCCUCCCGGAAGAACUAACGGACAGACGAAGAUUCACGGUAAUAUUGAAAUUCAUCGUUCCAUACUUAUACCCAGAAAUAAUGUUGUAGCGCGGCAGGCGCCCUCCUAAUCUCGCGGUUAAAUUACAAUUAGCGCUUCUUCCAGCUGAGAGGAUGAGUUUUCAAAAUUUUCCUAUAUUGGCUUAGCGCCGGAAAAUGGCAAGUAAAAGUUUAUUGAAUGGAAUUCUUUCGUAUAAUACCCGAUAAUAAAAUUAAAAAUCAAUAAACCACUUACAUAAGCUAGUGUGAUU